This is a messenger RNA of Choloepus didactylus (southern two-toed sloth), 7027 nucleotides long. RefSeq names its product heterogeneous nuclear ribonucleoprotein A3 (gene HNRNPA3). Bases 69 to 1205 code for a protein of 378 amino acids. The transcript has 11 exons. The record is from RefSeq and is a predicted model, not a curated record. Gene Ontology annotation, molecular function: RNA binding. Lineage: Eukaryota; Metazoa; Chordata; Mammalia; Pilosa; Megalonychidae.
ACUGGCCCCGCCUCUUCCUCUCGGUCCCAUAUUGAACCCGAGUUGGAGGAGGCGAGUCCGGUCUCAAAAUGGAGGUAAAACCGCCGCCCGGUCGCCCCCAGCCCGACUCCGGCCGCCGCCGCCGCCGCCGGGGGGAGGAGGGCCAUGAUCCAAAGGAACCAGAACAGUUGAGAAAACUGUUUAUUGGUGGUUUGAGCUUUGAAACUACGGAUGAUAGUUUAAGAGAACAUUUUGAAAAAUGGGGCACACUCACAGAUUGUGUGGUGAUGAGAGACCCCCAAACAAAACGUUCCAGAGGCUUUGGUUUUGUGACUUACUCUUGUGUGGAGGAGGUGGAUGCAGCAAUGUGUGCUCGACCACACAAGGUUGAUGGGCGUGUAGUGGAACCAAAGAGAGCUGUUUCUAGAGAGGAUUCUGUAAAGCCUGGUGCCCAUCUGACAGUGAAGAAAAUUUUUGUUGGUGGUAUUAAAGAAGAUACAGAAGAAUAUAAUUUGAGAGACUACUUUGAAAAGUAUGGCAAGAUUGAAACCAUAGAAGUUAUGGAAGACAGGCAGAGUGGAAAAAAGAGAGGAUUUGCUUUUGUAACUUUUGAUGAUCAUGAUACAGUUGAUAAAAUUGUUGUUCAGAAAUACCACACUAUUAAUGGGCAUAAUUGUGAAGUGAAAAAGGCCCUUUCUAAACAAGAGAUGCAGUCUGCUGGAUCACAAAGAGGUCGUGGAGGUGGAUCUGGCAACUUUAUGGGCCGUGGAGGGAACUUUGGAGGUGGUGGGGGGAACUUUGGCCGUGGUGGAAACUUUGGUGGAAGAGGAGGCUAUGGUGGAGGUGGCAGCAGAGGUAGUUAUGGAGGAGGUGAUGGUGGUUAUAAUGGAUUUGGAGGUGAUGGUGGCAACUAUGGCGGUGGUCCUGGUUAUAGUAGUAGAGGGGGCUAUGGUGGUGGACCAGGAUAUGGAAACCAAGGUGGUGGAUAUGGUGGUGGUGGUGGAGGAGGAUAUGAUGGUUACAAUGAAGGAGGAAAUUUUGGCGGCGGUAACUAUGGUGGUGGUGGGAACUAUAACGAUUUUGGAAAUUAUAGUGGACAACAGCAGUCAAAUUAUGGACCCAUGAAAGGGGGCAGUUUUGGUGGUGGAAGAAGCUCGGGCAGUCCCUAUGGUGGUGGUUAUGGAUCUGGUGGUGGAAGUGGUGGAUAUGGUAGCAGAAGGUUCUAAAAACUCAACAGAAAAUGGUUGAAUGAGAACCCUACUUGCCUAAAUGAGGAAUGUCUUUCCUACCAUCUUAUAUACGAAGGUUUCUGGCUGGGGUAAGGUUUGUAGCAUACAGUAAAACCUGAUGACGCCAUUUCUUUCCCUACACAUUUACAUUACGUAUUUGAAAACUAUCCAUCCCUCUUCGAUAGAUAAUGUUGGCAAAAUUCUUAAGUUUGAAAACUUUCUUAAAAUCACACUAGUACUUUUUAAACUUUAGUUAUAAUUUCCCUGCAGUACCCAUGAAUGUUCAUCUUGAGUUAGAGGUGGCUCUUCACAUGUACUCAUUCUUUGUUAGUGUCUUGAAGGUACAGUCAGUUUUUGGUAAGGGAAAGAGAAUAACCUCAAAUUUUAUGUAAAAAAAAUAAAAAGUUUGUAAGAAAGUGACUUGUAACAGGCAUUUAAGCUGCCAAUCCUCAUUUUAGGAAAAAGACCUUGGAAUGAACUGGCAAAGUUAUCAGCUUGUGUACACACAAAAAUGGUUUUCAGUCAGGUAGCCUCUCAUACAUAAAUUGUUUUAUGUAAAUUCAGAAUAGUUAUUUGGACCACAUGGAUGAAUUCUUGGUUCCUUUUUUCUCCUGUUAACUGGAAGCAGUGGAAGUCUACACUAACACUAAUUUUUUAAAGAUUGUUUUUUCCUAUAGUUAAAAUUACACAGUUAACAUUUAAAUCAGUUGCUGAAUGUUCAUAAGGGCUAUUUUUGCUGCCCCAAAAGGGCAUAUUAAAAAUUGAGAAUUAAUGUAAAAUCUUAAAAAAAGAAAAUAAAACUGGGCACAGAUAGAAAAAAUACACACUAGCUUCUAAAUUGUAAACCAGGUUGCUACAUAAACAGGAGUACUGGGUUUGCUACUGAAUCUCAGGGCUGAAGAUACACCAUAGAAUGAGAUGUUGAGUAAGGUAAAGAGCCUUAUUCACCAUGGUCUUAGUGAAGCAAAUUUCCUAUAGUAGGAGACAUUUUCUCUCUUUUAUGGUAUUGUCCUUUACAGCCCAUCUCAUUUCUAUAUGAAAUAAAGUGAUUUUAUUUAAAUAAAAGUUCUUCUGUCCUUUCUGAAAAAUACUGUCUUGUAGUCUGUAGUACCAUUGAACAAAGGAGGUGGUUACAAAAGGGGAAACUGGUUGAGGCAUACCUUUUAAUUGAUGUUAAAUAAGCAGAGUUGUAGUUUGCUAUUUUCAAUACUACAUUUUUAAAAAAUACAAUUUACACUCAUGUCCUGAAGGAGAAUAUUUCUGUAAGGAACGUAAUGCAAAUGAACUUCACUUUAAGGAUUUGGGUACAAUACUAGCUGGAAUUUGAGAUGUUUUUAACUAUAGUAUUUGGAGUUAACUAAUUUAUGUCAAAGGAGAGAAAAAGCAUGUGAAUUUGAGGAGUAAUGCAAGGAUUGUAGCCUGUCUUAAGUAGCUAAAUUACUUCUAAGACUUUAUUUUAUUCUGAUUUUUAGGAAGAGGUGGUCUGUAACAUUCAAAUGUUUGAUUUGUAGUAUAAUGAAAUGUUUACAUAAAUAACUUUCAUUAAAAUAUUUUUAGAAAUGUGUGUUGUUUCAUCACUUUACAAUGUUCACGCAUACUGGUAACUGUUCAUGUACCUAUUUCAUAGGUAGUACUUGACUAGUAAGCAGUGAAGUAACAGGAAACUGGGACUGUGCCUUUAUCAUUGUUGGACAUAUAAAUUCUCUUAAUGAAAAAUGGAAAUAAGCAUGGAAGAAAAAAAUAGGUACCAUCUUAAACAGUUGAGAAUUUGUGACCAGUUAUUUGUUGCUUAAAAGGACUAAAUCUUAAGGGAGAGAAUAUGAGAUACUUGGAUGUCAAUCUUGUGGAGAAAAAAUGGAACAGGGUUGCAGCACAUUGUGCUUCUGUUUGAAUACUGGUUUCAUAAUCUGCACAGUUAAGUGAAAUCGUAUGCCUUAUAACACCAGUUUGAUGAGUCCUAAAACAACUGAUAGGACAAGAGCAUACUUCAUUCCACCAGAAUAUGCCCAUCUUUUUUCUGUAAAAUAUUGUUAUGAAGAAACAUGUGCAAAAGAUUCAGGCAGCAAGAUUAAAAAAACUCAGAAACUUCUAUGUUCUUACCCAUCAAAGACAACUGUCAUUUUGUGUUUUUGUGGUUUUUUUUGCAAAGAUAGAAUCCUUUUAUGUAUUAGGUUGAUUAAAUUGAAAAAUUUAGAGGGAGUGAGGUAAUAGGUGCAACGGGUCGUUUUUGCGCGUAUGUUAUUAAAGACUUAACAUCAGGUAAUAGCAAGCAAGGGUGCAUUGAAAUGGGCAUUCUUGGAGGGUGGUAAAUGGGCAGGUCUGAAAGCUAGCCAGGCAAUAUUAGUUUACCUACACUAAUCAGCUUUCAGGACUUUAUUGUAAAGAUAACAAAUAUGAAUAGAGGACACUAUAUACAGGGGUGUUAAAAGCUUUAAAGUAUUAUUAAAAGAUAAAUUUUAUGUUAAUUUUCACUGCACAAACCCAUGGGUCAGUACAGACGUAACAAUUCAUUUUAAUUAAGGGGCUUACAGUAUUCACAGACAGUGAUUGGAUCAAAUGGUAAGUAGCUGCAGCUGGAAGUUACAGUGCAGGUGAUUUUCAUGUUGCAUACAUUUUUGUAUUAACACGUUGAGUAGAGAUCCUUUUUUAAAUACUGACUUUUUUUUUUUUAAUGGCAUCAAUAGGUACUAGAGGAAAACACAUUUAGAUUCUUUUCACUCCUUUAUAUAAGGUUUUGUGUGUCAAAAAACGUUUUGUGAUCUUGAGCAAAUUUUUUUAAUAGCUCUUUUGGACCCCUUCAUAGAAUGAUGCAUAAAAUGUAUGUGAUUACUAAAGAAAUACUGUGUUGAAAAGUUACCAAAAGACUGAUUUAGUAAAAUGUGCUUUGAAAAUUGAAGUUUAGUGGUUUUAAUUUCUAGCCUUAAAGUGCAUAAAUGGGAUUUUGGGAAUUUUUGCAACAGCAAUUUGAUACUAAGUUUGUGAAUUUUAGGCUGAUGACAGAGUCAAUUGUGAAUACCCCUAGUUGUGUAUAUAAUGAAGGAAAUGCUGCAUUUCAGUUAAAUGUUAGUAAAAAUAAAGAUGUGACUUUUCCCCAUCAAAAUUUUUAGGUUUGCUAAAUUCUAUGCAGGUUAAAAACUUGUUCUUAAACCAAUUUCUUUUUUGUAAAAUGGUGAUAACGCCCAACUUUAGUAACUGAGUGUAAAAUACGAGCUUAAGAGUUUCAUGUAAUGCCUGGCUCAGUUUCUAAAGUUAUUUUUGUUAAUAGUGAUGAGUAAUGUCUUAGCAACAUCUUGAAGCAUCCUAAAAUUUAAAUAGGUGACAAGGUUAUUUAUGCCAUGGCUGUUAAUGUUUUUCACAUGCAAGAUUGAAGCUUUAUGGUCUUUGAAGUUUUUUCCCCCAAGUUUUCAAGAACCUGUAUUAAUAUCACCUGAAAACUGAAACCGUCCUAAUAAAUAUUUGAACUAUUUAAAAUAGGAAUGGGAGUUGCUGUUCUGUAUUAAGUUCUGAAGCUUAGUCACAGAAACACGGGCAUAGCAGAUGCUAUAAAUAAGGUAUGUUUGAGCAGUUCCCCUUCAAAGCAUGGCCUCGAGAAAUUUCUGCAAGAAAAUGUAGAUUUCAAACAGUACUUGAUAACACCUCAACAUAAAUAGGCACAAGGUACGCGUUUUAAAACUACAGAAUUGAACCUCUUGAGAAAUUGAGUUCAAGUAUGUUUUAACAGUUGCAUAGUCAAAUUUAGUCUGAGGGCAGUCUGGUACCAAAGCUAAACUAGGACAUCUCAAAUUCAGAUAAAGUGGAAGACUUCUUUUGGUCAGACGAGUUAGGAUUUGAGUUUUUACUUUACAGAUUUACAUAAUGCAGUGUUCAGUAGCUCAAGAAAUUGUAGAUAGUGUAAGAAGGUUGUACAGUUACUUGUAUGGACUAAGCAAAAUAUUUUGAAAUAGAGUAACACGGAAUGCAAGAAGGUGUCAGCUGGCAGGCUUGUAGGAGUCUUCUGGUUUACCCAGAGUGCGCUUCCUGCUUCCAGUAAAUACCAGCUAAUUGUAUGUGUUCCAGAUGAGGCUAACAGAUAUUUGCCCCCCUCCCCUCAACCCAUGAUUGAGUUUGGCUCUACGGGUGGAAACUUUAUUCAGGAUCUAGGAUUUUUAUGUUCUGAAGUUCGCAAAGUGGUGUUCGCAAAGUGGUGUCCCCAAAGAUCCAUUUCCCCACAACCACCACAGGAGGAAAUUUGACAGCAUGAGGGGCCCAUAACGAAAGGCUGAGGACACUAUUAUUUGAAUCCCUGGAGCCAAUAGUACUUGAAAUCAUUCCCAUCUCUGGGCUUUCUGGUCAUCUAGGCUAACCAUUUUGGUUUCUAGUGCUAGAAACCAAAAAGCAUCUUAAUACAAGGCUAAAGAGAACUGACAGUAACCAUUAUAGGAUGCUUACUGUAAGCUAGGCACAGUGCUUUUUAUGAGGUACUAUAACAGUCCCAUUUUACACAUGAGGAAACAAAGCUUAAGAGUGCUUGAAUACUUGGCUGGAGAUCAUUCUAGGAAGAUGGCACAAACCCAGGUAGUCUGGCUCCAGGGCCUGUGUUCUUAACCACUACACAAUCUUAAGGGAUUGAUGGGACUUCUGGCUGAUUGACAUACAGUGCUUUUAUAAAUGUAUACUUAACUGCUAGAAGACUCCAUUAUUUUCUCACUUCUAAAGAAACCUUGCAGACCUAUGAACAAGAUUGCUUAAAUGAAUAGUGAAUCUGCGUUAAUGGCUAACUUUUGUAUAGCAUGGAAAUUUUUCAGUAUUUUAAGGGACUUCGCUUUUGCAGCCUUGAUACAAUUUAUCUGUCAAACCUGAAGUGUCCAAAAGUCAUGAUCUACCCACCUAGACCACCUCUGUCAAGUCUUCCUUGUUAACUCCAUUCUUGUAGAUGCUCCGUCCUUGACACUUGCACCCAACUUCCAUUCUGUCAGGAAAGCCUUUUACCUUUGAAACAUGCAAAAUUCAAUGCCUUUUCACUAUCUCCCUUGCUGUCACUUUGGAUCAAGCCACUAUCACUUGUGGAUAUUGGAGAGCCUGCCAGCUGGUCUCCCUGCUCCCACCCAUAUCCUCUAGGCUUUUUCAAUACACAAGCCGGAGGGAACGUUUUAAAAACCAGUCAGAUGUAAACUGCUUGAGUCCAGUAGCUCCCCACUUCACUUGGUAAAAACAAAACAACUUAUGAAGGCUUAAGGCUUUUUGCCAUGCCACUCCCUAUCCUCCUCCCUCUCUUCAGCCGUCUUGUCCUUGUUCUUUCUCAAAGUGACCUCAAAGUCUUUGGACUUGUAGUGUUGUUUGUGACGCUCUUGCAGCAAAGGGAAUGGCUGCUCUCCCACACCUUAAAAUAUUGCCACUUCAAUGAGGCUUUUUCUGUUUAGAACCCUAUUUUAAAUUGUGAUACUUCCCUUUUCACUGGUCUUCCCAACCCUUUCUCUUCUAACAUACUAGAGUAUGUUUCCUGUCUACCCCUACUAGAAUAGAAAUUCUAGGAAGGCAGACUUGUCACUGAGCAGUACCUAGCACACAGUAGCCAUAUAUUUAUUGAAUGAAUUUAUUGAAUGAAUGAAUGAAUGUUUUCAAGUUAAACUGUAGGUUCAUCUUGGUAGAGAUGGACCUACCCUGCUGUUGAAGUGAUAAAAUAUUUUCUUGAUAUAUUUUCUCUAUAUUUCUAGCACCAAAGGUCUAAUAUAAAAUACUUUCUGUAUUUUCAAAGAAAAUAUUAUCUGAAUGUGUUUGAUGUAUUAUGGUUUGUCUAAUGGAGAAUACUGUGUGAAUAAACUUGAAUCCUGAUGAAAUAA